AUGGCGGACACUACGUGUGAACUCACACCACGAGACCCGAAGCCCUCAAUCCUGGAAAAAAUAGAUUGUUUGCAGACUUUUGAUCUAGGCUCGCCUGUCGCAUUGGAAGCGCCCGUGGAGAUUCAGAAGGCACCUACCCUUCCUCAGUCAACUCUGCAAAGUGCAUCUAUACCUCAUGAUGGCGGUACCCGCAAGAUGGUUUCUAACUCGACUACAUCAAAUCGACGGAAGCCGCACUACCAGCUGAGGAAGCGACUUGUGGGCCGACAUCCUGCCCGCCGCUGCCGUGGAGUGCUGAGUCCCACUAUACAAGCGUCUGUCUUAAGCUGCAUGAAGAGACCACCAUAG
Molecule: messenger RNA, 348 nt
Organism: Pelobates cultripes (western spadefoot toad)
Lineage: Eukaryota; Metazoa; Chordata; Amphibia; Anura; Pelobatidae
Source: the annotation of a GenBank genome assembly